UUUUUUACAGUUUUUUCUUUCACAAGUAUAAACAAAUAAAUUUUACAAUUUGCAAAUUUAUAAACAACUAUCAAUUUCCUUUUGGUUAAGUUUAUUUAUUUUUGGUGUAAAAUAUCUUCAAUUGAAUAAAUAAAACAUCGUCUAUUAUCAUGUCAGGUAAAGGAAAAGUUCAUGGUGGUAAAGGUAAAUCAUCUGAAGCCUCAAAAUCAACCACUUCUCAUUCUGCUAGAGCUGGAUUACAAUUCCCAGUUGGUAGAGUUAAAAGAUAUUUAAAGAAACAAGCUCAAAAUAAAAUCAGAGUUGGUUCAAAAUCUGCCAUUUAUUUAACUGCCGUAUUGGAAUAUUUAACUGCUGAAGUUUUAGAAUUAGCUGGUAAUGCUGCCAAAGAUUUAAAAGUUAAAAGAAUCACUCCAAGACAUUUACAAUUAGCCAUCAGAGGGGAUGAAGAAUUAGAUAAUUUAAUUAAAGCAACCAUCGCUUAUGGUGGUGUCUUACCUCAUAUUAAUAAAGCUUUAUUAUUGAAAGUUGAAAAGAAGAAACAAAAAUAAUCUCAUCCAUCCUUCAUUGAUUUAAUCCCAAAUAUUAAGCAUACAAUUUUGUUGUCUUCAUUAUAAUUGUAUCAUAUUAGUCAUUUUUUUGUUGUUGUUGUUGAUUUGCAUUCAAUUGGCAUUACUUAAAACUUAAUUAAUCAAUUGAUUGAUUGAUGAUUGUAUUUCAAAUUGCUUGUGUUUGAGUUCUUUUAAACUUAAUCUUUGUUGUUUUCUAUUUUGUAUUCUUUUGUUUAUUUUUACU
Molecule: messenger RNA, 792 nt
Organism: Scheffersomyces coipomensis
Lineage: Eukaryota; Fungi; Ascomycota; Pichiomycetes; Serinales; Debaryomycetaceae
Gene: HTA3
Product: histone H2AZ
Exons: 1
Coding region: 150-548 (132 amino acids)
Biological process (GO): heterochromatin formation
Cellular component (GO): nucleosome; chromatin
Molecular function (GO): structural constituent of chromatin; DNA binding; protein heterodimerization activity
Source: RefSeq, a predicted model, not a curated record